Molecule: messenger RNA, 900 nt
Organism: Perkinsus marinus ATCC 50983
Lineage: Eukaryota; Perkinsozoa; Perkinsida; Perkinsidae
Product: m-phase phosphoprotein, putative
Exons: 8
Coding region: 19-900 (293 amino acids)
Molecular function (GO): protein binding
Source: RefSeq, a predicted model, not a curated record
AGAUAUUUGUUGUAUAGUAUGUCUCCUGGCGCCUCAUCUAAACCCGAAUAUAAUGAUCACAUGAGCCCAGGAUGUGGAACAUGCUUCCGAGCGGCGGUGCUGGGGUCACUACUAGCUGUUGGUACGCCGGCUAAGGUGACUAGUGGGAAAAGGAGGAAGGAUAAGGAAGGCCAGCGUACUACUGCCAAGAAGUCGAUCGGAGAGGACACUACCACACUGGCCCCGUCUACUGUAACGGAUGGAUCUUAUCGAAAUGGAGCAUGUAUUACACCUAAGGGUGCGACAAGAUGUUUACAUGGUAUACGGGUUGAGCGUCAUUCGAGUAUGCCUGAGGUCAACGGCAGCAGUCCUACGUUAGUGUUGAGGCAUGCCGUGAGAGGAAUAUCGGCAGAAUUGUUCGAAUCAGAGGCCACACCGAUGACGGUGAAAUCGGACUUGAGAACUUUUCCGACUUUGAAAACACCCGCGCCAUCAGAAGGUGUUAUGAGAGAGCUCGAACUUGAGAUGCUGCGAGCAGUGCGGGCCGGGGAUCCUCUGCGUGUGGGGAAAAUUCUGGCGUGUGGUUGCCGGCCGAAUCCACAAGCAUCUCCGAGUGCGGGUUUCUUGAUGGAAUCGAGCACACCAGAGAUCUCCCUCCUUUUAUUAGAGGCUGGCGCUGAUGUUAAUGCAACGCGCCCGAGUGAUGGUGAAAGUGCUUUGAUGUUAGCAGUGCGGGCAGGGGAUGCCAGAAUGGUCCGUCUCCUACUUGAAUUUGGUGCUAAUCCGUCGGUUCGAAAUCGUCGAAACGAAUCACCGUUGAUACUCGCAGCCCAGCUGAACAAGCAUGAAAUUUACUCCCUUCUCAUCGGAAGGUUGACAGCAUGCUUGGAUCGGCAUAGGAAGAGUGGAGCGCCAUUUUGA